CGAUUGCUGAGCAAGAGAAAGGUGCAAGAAUUGGUUGGCGAGAUUGAUCCAAAUGAAAGAUUGGAAGGUGCUGUUGAAGAUAUGUUGUUGGAAAUUGCCGAUGAGUUCAUCGAAUCAGUCACUCAAGCUGCUUGUAGAUUAGCAAAGCAUCGUAAAGGCGAUCGAUUGGAAGUACGUGAUGUUCAAUUACACUUGGAGCGU
Messenger RNA from Meira miltonrushii, 201 nucleotides. RefSeq names its product Taf4-Taf12 (Tafii135-Tafii20) complex. NCBI's taxonomy places the organism in Eukaryota, Fungi, Basidiomycota, Exobasidiomycetes, Exobasidiales, Brachybasidiaceae. The record is from RefSeq and is a predicted model, not a curated record. Gene Ontology annotation, cellular component: transcription factor TFIID complex; SLIK (SAGA-like) complex; SAGA complex. The annotation marks the transcript as partial. The transcript has a single exon. Gene Ontology annotation, biological process: RNA polymerase II preinitiation complex assembly; DNA-templated transcription initiation. Gene Ontology annotation, molecular function: TBP-class protein binding; protein heterodimerization activity; DNA binding.